AUGUCUGAAGGCAAGGAUAUCGAUUCCUCGUCAUUUGCCAGUAUUUUGGCGGGUGUUCAGAAAAUGCGGGACUCGUACGAGCCUGUGGUACCCGGAAAGCGUCCGAUUGAACGUGAUUUGGAACCUAAGACGCCAUCAGAGUCCACUAGCAACGAUUCCAAAUAUAAUUCUCAAGCUCGGAGCAUUCCUACGACGGUAAGAUCAUCUAGUACAUCUAUUUCUGGAAAUAGGAGUACACUAACUUCUCAUAGUGCAAGUGUAGUGUCCAAUGAGAUAAGCAGACCCCCGGAACAGACUUCAAAUAGCAGAUCUCAUGAUAGAAGCGGGCAUCACAGAAGACAGGGAGUCCAGACGUAUACAUCAGUACAGGUGGCGAACUCUCAGAAGGGUAAUCCUCUUUUGGAGAGCCCCCUGAUGAAACAGACACCAUGGACUUACAACGGCCAGAUUCUCUCAGACUACUACAUCAACGCAACAUUGCAGGUGCUUUUCCUCUCACUCAAGUACCAUAAGCUUCGACCAGAGUAUGUGUGGAGAAGAAUUGAAAAGCUCAAAGGAGGUUCAGUCACAGGUGGUGACAGCCUGGUGAGCGACCAAGCACUUCGAGUGCUUUUGGUGGUGGUGGACAUUGAUUCGCCGCAAGAGGCCAUUCGGCACCUUCUGGGAAUUUGCAUGAAGCAGGAUUUGUCGAUGGUGGUGGCAUGGUCAUUUGAAGAAGCAGGCAACUACCUUGCGUAUUUCAAACAGAACGAGUUGGCCACAUCCAAGAUCGCUUCGUCAAUUCAAGGUGUUAAGAAGGGUGAUUACAAUCUGAACAUUGUCUCCACUCUUACAUCAGUUCGAGCUGUUAAUAAGACAGAUGUGGCGCAUCUUCUAGCCAAUUGCAAGUCAUUCAAGAACGUGGUGCUCCAGGCUGCUCUGGGUGAUGGUCUUGGAGAUAUUCCAGGGUUGGGAGACCGCAAGAUCCAAAACCUCAAAGCGGUGUUUUCAGAACCUUUCGUAUUCAACAAGGAUUACCAGGAUACAUAG
Molecule: messenger RNA, 1029 nt
Organism: Sungouiella intermedia
Lineage: Eukaryota; Fungi; Ascomycota; Pichiomycetes; Serinales; Metschnikowiaceae
Source: the annotation of a GenBank genome assembly